Brassica oleracea var. oleracea is the source of this 906-nucleotide messenger RNA. RefSeq lists its product as uncharacterized. Gene Ontology annotation, biological process: protein folding; chaperone-mediated protein complex assembly. Gene Ontology annotation, molecular function: protein-folding chaperone binding; Hsp90 protein binding. The record is from RefSeq and is a predicted model, not a curated record. NCBI's taxonomy places the organism in Eukaryota, Viridiplantae, Streptophyta, Magnoliopsida, Brassicales, Brassicaceae. The transcript has 6 exons. Gene Ontology annotation, cellular component: nucleus; cytosol. Bases 90 to 701 code for a protein of 203 amino acids.
GUUAAAAUAAAAAAGAGUCUAGUGUUUACGUAGCUCCUUCUCUCUUCUCUAAUAAGGGUUCUUCUUUCUCCAAGCUUCAUCCAUUAAAGAUGAGUCGUCACCCUGAAGUGAAGUGGGCUGAGACUACUGACAAGAUCUUCCUCACAGUAGUAUUAGCGGAUUCAAAGGAGACUAAAGUUAAUCUAGACCCUGAAGGUGCCUUUGAUUUCUCUGCAGAAGCUGGUCCUGAGAACCACGUUUAUGAACUUAAACUCGAGCUUCACGGUAAAGUCAAUGUAGAGGAAAGCAAGAUCAAUAUUGGAGUAAGAAGCAUCUUCUGCAUAAUAGAGAAAGCAGAGCCUGAGAGGUGGAACAAGCUGAUCGGUGGAGGGAAAGCGCCGCACUAUGUUAAGAUUGAUUGCGAUAAGUGGGUAGAUGAGGAUGACGAAGGCAGUGCUGGUGCUGGAGAUAUGGAUAUGGGAGGAAUGGGUGGAAUGGAUUUCUCGAACUUUGGUGGAAUGGGUGGUAUGGAAGGACUUGGUGGCAUGGGUGGACUUGGUGGUAUGGCUGAAGUUGAAGGACUUGGUGGAAUGGGAGGCAUGGGUGGCAUGGAAGAGUUUGAAGACAGUGACGAUGAAGAAUUUGCAAAACCAGGAGACAAGAAAGAUGAAGCCGUUAAGGAAGAAGCGAAACCAGUAGAUGUCGUUAAGGAAGACAAGUGAGGAAGAUACUGUUAGUCCCAGAGAUGAACUUAUUAUUAUGUUUUGCUUCCAAGUUUAUUAUUAGCUAAGGGUUUUUUUUUUUUUUUUGAACACAGCUAAGGGUUAUUAUAUUAGCUUUUUAAGUUUAUGAAACUUCCUCUUUUCUAAAAUGUUGUUACUCUAUUUUGCUAGUAAGGAUUUGUUUACUUCGCGUUUUGGCAUUGUC